Messenger RNA from Linum tenue, 1112 nucleotides. The record is from the annotation of a GenBank genome assembly. Lineage: Eukaryota; Viridiplantae; Streptophyta; Magnoliopsida; Malpighiales; Linaceae.
CUUAUAACUAUAAGAUAGUGCAUCAUUGACAGAGACAACCUCCCUAGCAACAUACUCACAGCAACCAUUAAUUAUUCUAUCAGCUGCAACCCCAAAUAUACCUCUCCAUCUGUAUAUAGGACUAGGACUAGGAGGUUCAUUGGUCACUAAAGUAAACGCCUACAGUUUUCUUCAUCCCUCUCUCUCCCUCUCUCUGUAAAUAGGAGGCUCACCAUUGCUAGUGUAAGGUGUUUGAUCAAAUGGUUGCAUUAAGGUUCACAAGAUGGCCUUCCUCGCCACCACACUUCCCAGUAAUGCAAACUGCUGCAUCUUCUUCAAUUCCAGACCAGCUUCCAUUCAGCAGCAGCAAUAAGAAGGCUCAUAAACCUGUGGGGAUCAUGAUCAAAUCUUCCUCUUGUUCCUCCUUCACAAACAAGAUAUUCGAGAACCCAGUUGAGGGUAUAGUUUGUUAUAGAGAUAAGAGAACUGGGGAAGUAAUUUGCGAAGCAUACGAUGAAGGCCCUCGUUUCGACGACCUGCACCAGCGACAGACUCCUGCUGCAUAUCAACAUCAUUCGUCAUCAAGGGAUGCACAGAUCAUCAUCAACCUCCUUCAGCAGCGGCUUCUGCAGAUUGUUAAUGGCUCUCAUGGUGAUCAAUAUCAGAGUGCUGGAGCUACUGUUACCGCGCAAGAAGACCUUUCAAAGUCCAGCAGCGUAUAAACUAAUUCUAACAACUCCUAUCACCACCAGCAUCUAUCUAUGCACCAAGUCAUUAUACCAGCUUUCUGCAUACACUUGUAUAUAAAAGUGAUGACACAGAUGUUAUGUAGUCACUCUUUUCACCUUCAGUUUGUUCAAUCUAAAGACAAAUGGUCCACUGGAUUACUGCAGAAAUGCUUGUAGAUAAAAACCAAUAAUAUGAUAUGAACCAUUUUUCAUUUACCAUGCAAUGCAUCUGGGAGACAAGCACACAACUAGAACCAUGGAACCCUUUCCUCUGCUCUUGUAAUACACGAAAAGGACCUCGAGCAUGAUACAUGAAGUUGAACGAGGAAAAAGCGCAUUUAUAUUCCAAAUGUACAUCAACAAAUAGAAAUGAGAUUCAAUUGGACAAGAUUUACAUGAUCAAUA